CGUAUGUCAAAAGACUAGAAAGCCCCCUUUUCAUUUUCUACAUAAAGCUCAAAGCGUCUCUCUUUCUCAUAAUUUCAUACUGGGAUCAACAAGAAGAAUGUCAAAAGCUAUGGAGGUUUGGGUUGGAGAAAUGAAAAAGCUGGGUGAGAAGAUAAACCAUAGAAACCCGUUGAUGCAAAGCAAGAAGAGUACAACUUCUAUUAUGUCCAAACAACAAGGAGAAGAAGAAAGAAGAGUUGCUCAAAAUGUGAAAGAGAAGGAUAAAACUAUGUCUGAGCUCACUGUAUGUCUUCUCAUGGACCGUUUUGUUCCAUGGUGAUUCUCCAAUAUAGUAUUUGUUUAGAUCUCCUCUUUGCUGAUGUUUAUAUAUAUAUAUAUAUCUAGAGUUAUAUGUAUAUAUAUGUAUAUAUAUGUAUAUAGAUGUAUAUGCAGACCAUGUUCUUAAAUUUCCAUGUAAAUCUAUGAGAGUAAUGUGUUUUGAGAGCUUUACUUUGUUUUAUUUAGUCAAUAUAUAGUGUUUAAUUACUAUAAUAAAAAAUGAUGACAGCUUUCUUUUGAUAA
This is a messenger RNA of Brassica rapa (field mustard), 561 nucleotides long. RefSeq lists its product as uncharacterized. NCBI's taxonomy places the organism in Eukaryota, Viridiplantae, Streptophyta, Magnoliopsida, Brassicales, Brassicaceae. The record is from RefSeq and is a predicted model, not a curated record.